UAAGCUUUCGUUGGUUCGGUCGGACUGUCGAAGUUACGUAGAACGGAUUUUAGAUCACAAAAGUUAGGACUGUCAACUUGUCAAGUUCUAUGUUCAAGCCCAAGGUUGUGUUAUUUCCUAAUUCGAAAUGAGUAUCGAUUUAGAGAAGAACAAAUCUGAGAUUCUGAGAGCAUAUGAUGAUGUUUUGAGCGAUAAAACGCCGACUGACUGGAUACUGCUUGGGUAUGAAGGCCAAACUAAUAUUUUGAAGCUCAUCGGCACUGGAGAUGGAGGGCUGGAGGAGCUGGCAGAUGAACUUAACAGCAGCAAGGUCAUGUAUGCAGUUGUGCGUGUCACCGACCCAAAGACAACACGUACCAAGCAUGUGCUCAUUAACUAUAUAGGGGAAGCCUGCCCAAACCUCCGUAAGGGCAUUUGUGCAAGACAUCUGCAUGAUGUGAAGGGACUUCUCAAAGGAAUUCAUGUGACAAUUAAUGCUCGUAAUGAAGAAGAGGUUGAAGCUGAUCAGGUGUUUGCUGCUCUUGCUAAAGCAACUGCCACCUCAUACAACUUCUCUGAUCGUUCUGAAAAUGAAGAAAGAAAUGCACCUGUUGGCACCAAUUAUCAGCGCACAAACCCUCUAUCUGAAAUAAACACAAGUUCCCGCAAUAAAUUUUGGGAGGAACAAGAGCAUGAAGAACAGGUCCGGAAGCAAGAGGAAAUCCAGCGCAAGAAACUAGAAGAAAUGACUAUUGACCAGGAGAGAAGAAAAACUGAGAUGAAAAGCAGCAAGGAGCGUGAAGUGCAACAGCAGGAGCACAGCGUGAAGGUGGCAGCAUCACGAAGGGCGUCUGAGGUGGCAGACGAGCGCCUGAGAGCUGCUAGGGAGCCUGGUGACGGCCCUACAGCUGCUGACGCUGAACGUGACGAACAAGAGAGAGCCAGACGUGCUGAACUCCUGAGAAAGCAGAGGAAGCAAGAGGCAGAAAGUGUUAUUGGUGGCAGCACCAAGUCUGCUCGCAGCGUCUUUGAGAGUCAGGGAGCGGCAGUGGCCAACGGUGUGGGCAACGCUCGCGCUCCUGCAAGGAAACUGAAGGAGUUCACGCCUCUCAACAACACCUCUGACAGCGGUCACCACAACAGCAACAAUAUAUCCAGCAACAGCAACAGCAGAGGAGCCGUAGCCCGUGCCUGGCCCCCUCCCUCCAACAGCUCGGGUGUAGCGGUCCAAGAAGAAAGAAAGCCUAGACAGCCUAUGUUUGUGGACAGCGACGUGCAUGCUUCAAGAGAGGGAAUCGUCUCGUCCGCCACUGCUCGUCCUAAUCCCAUUGGAGCCUCGCAGUCCAGUCCCCCGGCCUCUAGGCGAGUUCCAUCAAACAACGUGCACAAGAACGAACAACGCUUCACCCCCAGCUUGUACGACGGCGAGGACAACUUAUAUGAGGGCGAGGAGACCCAAGCUCCCCAACUACCCCCUAAAAGCACCUAUGGAGCAGUCACGUACGAGGACGAGCCACCGCGCUUGCCUAAGUCUCAGCCUCCAAACACCGCGCCAGCUUCCUAUGCCGGGCAAAUGUCGUCCUCGAAUUAUUAUGAGGAUUCUGAGCCAGUGUCUGCUUCGAGCCAUUCCACAUACAUGAGCAACCAAACGCUCCUAAAGAAGGAAGACAAACUACCUACAUACGCGUACGUCAGCGAGCCGCCUCGUGGCGACAGAAAUUCUGGUGCUCGCAGCAUGUCUGGUGCUGCGGCUCCGGAAAAUUUCUACGAAGAUGAUUCCGAGUUCACCGACCACCAAAAUCAGCAAAAACUUGGUGGAUUUACGGAGAACAGUAACAGGAGUUACUAUGCUGCCAGUAACGGGCCAACCCAACACCGUUACGACUCUGUUCCUGUCGAGCCUGAUGACAGAAUCUACGACCAGCCUGUUGAAGACUACGACCUCUCUGUUCCACGCACUGUAACAGGCCAGGACGCUAGGGGAGAGCAAGAUCUGUCGCCAGGACCGGCGUCACCGCACCUGGAGACCACGCCCUCUGUCGCCAUGACCUACGAAGUGGACGGCGUUGAGUACCAGCUACUGCCUGAGCACGGCCUGUGCGCGCGCGCCCUCUACGACUACCAGGCCAGCGACAACACCGAGAUUUCGUUCGACCCCUCGGAGAUCAUCUCUAAUAUCGAGCAGAUCGACGAAGGCUGGUGGCAGGGCGUGAGUCCCAGUGGCAAUUUCGGCCUCUUCCCCGCCAACUACGUCGAGCUCAUCAAUGCUGCCGCGCCUAGGAACUCAUAGGAUUUUUUCAUAUCUAGAAGCAGGAGUCGGCUGCGCGAGAUAGUACAUAUGUCUUCUUUGGAGGUGUCGAUUUGUGCAGCGGCGUCUUCUUUCCGAGUUUCAUAUCAUCGUGCAUCGGUAAUCACUUCUUGCGAUGACAUAUUCAUUGGCGUCUUGUCUAUACGAAAAUACUUACAUUUUUUUUCUUCGUCGGCCAAAAAUUAUUGCGGCAUAUUCCCAGUCAUCGGCCUUCACCACUCUAGGCAGCAUCCACUGUUAGCAGUCUGGCUUAUUAGUAGGUACUUACGACGGAAUAAUCGCUCUUGGUCAGUGCCUUCUCCUAGGACAGCUUCUGACCUCCCGAGCGGUAUAUCAUAUUCCCUACAUACUUCAUAUUCAGUUCGUAAUGGCGUCUAGACUAGAUUGUGCCAAGUCUAUCCUAAUCAGUUCCUCCCAUUCUUUCUCUUAAAAAAACCUUCAGCUUUAUGCUGUACCGGAGAAAAGUUUUCGAACGUAGAUGUCGCGUUCUUACAGGGUUUAUCCUCUAACGUGGAAUUCAACGCACAACUAUUUUAUUUUACUAUCAUAAGAAUUGCAACCGGUGUAAAAUACCUUGCCCGCUACAAUGUGCAUGUUUGGUGAAAAUGCCAUAGUUAUUGAACUAUUAUGAAGCAUGUUACCAGGGUCUUCCGUUACCAAUGACGAUUCGAUGCCGCUUCUAAGCAAUGCUUUUUAAUGAGCUGGUGUUACGAUAUAAUGAGUAUUCAUACUUGUUCUUAUGUCCUAUAAUUCUUGGUUAUCAUCAUCUUUGUUACGCAAACGAUAAUCGGUUCUGUGGCAAUUAUAUUUCCGUACAAUGAGGGAAUUUUCAUCUUCCAUUUUAUGUUUCAUAAGCUGUGGUUGUGCACCUUAUGGAAUGGCCAGAAGUUAGGUACAGAACCGAGGAUUGUUAUUCCAAUUACACCGAAAUGCUGCAACACGAUUAUAUCAUCUGGCAACCUGACUUAAGUCGCAACUGCAUGUUGAUUUUUGUUCAAGAACAUCAGUUAAAAAGUACGCUAUGCUUGGUAUUUUUGUCGAUAUGAGUAUCGUUUUCAUGCUCAUUAGGGCUUCUAUGAAUUGAUGGUGCUUGAAUUAUUUAAUUCCUUUGCUGGACCAUGUUCUUGUCGGCAUCUUGUUGCGUUUGAAGGUCCAGCAAUGUAGGAAGUGAGGUUACUUCCAUUAUUUAUUCUCUCAAGUAUACUAAUCUUAUCCUCGGCAAGCAGCUUCCCUAACCAAGGUUCAGCUUUUUAAUUUCAUGAUUCACAGAUGUUAUACGACUUAUCUAUUGAUACAAAUAUGAGGCAAGGUAUUGAAUUGGUUGUGUGUUUUUAAGACAUUUUAAACCUUGUUAAAUGCUGCUAGAAUAUGAAGGUUUUAAUUUGAUUUUACUGAUUACGGUAUGUAAGCACUGUUUGUUGUUGGUUCAUUUAUUGAUUACUAAACCUAAAAAUUAAAAACCUAUGUAUCAGAGUGCUGCUUAGUCCGUUGAUGUGAUUAAGCAUUUCUUAACUUCGAUUUAGUUAAGUAUUUUUGAGUUUAUAUUCAAGGGCGUGUGGAGUUGACCCAGGUUUGAUAACAAUGUUUAUGCUGAUUCCUCGACGGCUUCUCCAAGAUUAUGUAAUUGCUUUACUCGUUCAUUGUCUAUCUAUGGUUAUAUAAUCGUACACUUGUUUUGUUUCUUGCUCAAUCUUUGCCGAUAACUUUAAUUACGAUUGACUGUCGCUCAGCGCGAGUGCCUCUUGUAGACGAUCAUUCAUCAGUCAUAUCCUCAUUAAAGUAUAUUAUUUCUCUUAUGUGUGAGGACCGCCAUGUUCAUCGUCACAAAUAUCAAGUCUCAAGUUUCAAGGCUGCUGUCUCAAAAAUCAAGGCUGCUGCUGUCUGACAAAUCAAGGCUGCUGUCUCAAGUUAGGCUAAUAAUCAAGAGUUAUCCAGUCUCAAGUUUGGCUGCUGUCUCGAGUGUUCAAGCAUAAUCAAAAAUUAUAAUUCAUAAGUAAUGGCUGCUUCUGUCUCAGGUCAAUCUUAUGUACGGUGCAAACUUUUUAUUUUCUGUCACCUUUCUUUUAUGAGAAAUCUUUCGACGCAAGGUGCUUUACUAUUUUUUUAGGUACUUAUGCUUCAACUUUUUAAGCAAUGUUUUAAACUAGCAGCGGGCCACAGAUCGCAUUAUAAAUUAUUUCUCACUAACAUCUUACUUCAUCAAUUGUUGAUUCAACUUCCUCCUAAAAGUCAUCUUUUAUCUCGCUCGCCCUUUCAAAAUUAAAAUAUUAUCGUCAUAGCAUCUCCGUUGCUCUUGUCACUGCUUCUUUCUCUUUUCUGAGGGUUUCUUAACUCCUUUGAAUUUUUUUUAUCUCUCUUUAAUGUUUUAUUGCCCCCAAAUAGUUUCCGUUACCCCAUUAGAUUUUUUGCUCCUAUUAGAUAUUGAAAAUUGAUUAUAGGUGUUGUUCUGUCCCGUUACAACUCACUACGCACUCUAAACAUAUCGCUCAUAAGCUUCAAAAGGCCCUGAGCUUCUAUGUUAUUACGUGUGUUGGGUAGAGAAUUGAUCAGGUUUAAUUAGCUGUUAGCUAGACAAGGAAAGUAUUCACGUAUGGAAUUUAUUGACAUGUGGCAUUAUAGUAGUUUAGUCGUUUAGCUGAUGUUAGGCAAGUUCAGCGCCUAGAGAAGUACCUUAGCUGGUUGUAUCGUGAAAAGAAAUGUCGUUUGUAGCAUCAUUAAUUGAAUGUGAAGUGAUGUAGGUUUAGAAUAAAAUUAUCUUCUAUUAAAGGCCUAUGAUGUUAGUUGAUAGCUAAAUUAGGAUAAAGAUUUUUUAACGAUUUGUAGAAAAUUUUUAUGUGGUGUGCAAUCGAUGUGGGAAUUCGUGGUCACGUUUCCUAUUGGUUCAUCAUCACGUACGACCUUGCGUGUGUGUUAAUUUCUCGUAGUAUUUCUGUUGUCGAUGUACAAACACGUUGCCUCAGUGCACUGUUAUUGAACCAGGAGUUUUUUCUGUGCUAAUGUAAGAGAUGCUAUUAAUGUAAAUUAAAUUAAUAUGGACAGUUGCCGGUGCCCAUUUGGACGAGGUUUGAUGAACAUAAUAUUUGUCGGGAUUUGAAGUGUUUGUGAGGAGAUUUUUUCCAAAGUUUAAUCGUUGUAAUUAUUUGAAAAAUAUGCAUAUAACCGUUCUAAGGGUGUCGUUACUUAAAUAAGGUUAAUUCUGCAUGAUAGAUGGAAUAAUAUUGGAAGCACGUGUAUGCUGUUAUAUCGAUACCUUUAUUAAAUUCGCAUAGUGACCGUGACUUUCAUGUCUUGGAUAAGAAAUUAACUGUGUGGCUGAAAAACUACACACCAGCUUGAUGAUUAGGUUUUACGGAGAAAGUUGAUUCUCGGCAUUGCAUUUCAUGUUAAAGGGUUUUAUUAAAUUUCUAAGUUUUAUGAUUUAUUUAACGGUUAAUAUGGACGAGGUCCUCUUUAUUGUAAUGAGAAUGUGAUGAAAAACACAUCUAACAGCUCAUGCUUGCUGAGCUCGGGCAGAGAAUAUGGUCUUUUAAUGAUGUACGAAGGAUGCAGCUUGUCGGCAGACUUCAUACGCUCUGAUGCGCAUUAAAUAUAAAAUUGAGGCAGCUAAAAAGUUAGCCAUAUUUAACUCUAAGGAAGAGAGAGUUUUAACUUUUAUUUAACUCUAAAGAAGAGAGAGCUCAUCAAGAUUCUUUUUUAUUCUUUAUAGAUAAAAUAGAGGCAGCGUGUGAGUUACUUGAUUUAUUUUAUUUUAAAUUCAUUAAUGAUUCUUGAAGCAUUGGUGUCUUGUGUUUGUUCAAACGUAUUUAAAAUUUAAGGCGUGAUGACAGCGGCCAGUGAACAUCCUACGUAUGCCCGCUGUUGUGCGGUUAAGGUUUUGAACAGAGUUUUGGAAUGUCUAUUAAUGAUUAAAUGAUAAGAUGAAAUGAUUAAAUCCGUCUAAUGUUGACUUCAGGAAUGGUUUAAGCUAAGACUUCGUCAGCGUUUGUACCUGCUUGAAUUUGGGCAGCUCAUAAGCCGCUGGAAUUUGCGUUCUGACUUCAUUGUGCGAUUUUUUUAACUCGAGAACCUUAGUUUUUAAAUUCCUCUGUCAGUCCGCUCAUUAGCUUCAUAAUUUUUAUCCGAGGAAACCUAUGUUCAGACUGCAUGAAUUAGUGACGACCGUCUGCUGAUCAUGAAGGAAUAUUUGUUUUACGGAAGCUCUAAUCCGGUAUAUGUGUCUCGCUCUAUUCCUAUGUUACAAUAAUGCUAUUCGGAUUUUUUGGUGCUCUAUUCUUUAUUUACUCUUGUAUAUAAACAUUUAUUGUCGUAAUAGAUAGCUUCUGCAUUAUUGGCUCGUUUAAAAAAUAUUGCAACGCUAUAUUCUGCACUUGCAGUGAGUAAGUCUUAUCUAUUUUGCUUUAUUUCAAUUAUCCCAUUUACUUUUGAGAUUGGAAUUUCAAAUGGAAACUUAAAUUACUUUAAUCAAUCUGUCUUUUCGUACCAACUAAUAGAUUAUUUUUUUGACU
This is a messenger RNA of Hyalella azteca, 6792 nucleotides long. It is a transcript of the gene Abp1, whose product is annotated as drebrin-like protein A. Gene Ontology annotation, cellular component: plasma membrane; lamellipodium; postsynaptic membrane. The coding region runs from base 128 to 2269 and encodes 713 amino acids. Gene Ontology annotation, biological process: regulation of actin filament polymerization; postsynaptic actin cytoskeleton organization; positive regulation of dendritic spine morphogenesis. Lineage: Eukaryota; Metazoa; Arthropoda; Malacostraca; Amphipoda; Hyalellidae. The transcript has 12 exons. The record is from RefSeq and is a predicted model, not a curated record. Gene Ontology annotation, molecular function: actin filament binding.